Molecule: messenger RNA, 1850 nt
Organism: Malania oleifera
Lineage: Eukaryota; Viridiplantae; Streptophyta; Magnoliopsida; Santalales; Ximeniaceae
Product: low-specificity L-threonine aldolase 1-like
Exons: 10
Coding region: 570-1643 (357 amino acids)
Biological process (GO): L-threonine catabolic process; glycine biosynthetic process
Cellular component (GO): cytosol
Molecular function (GO): L-allo-threonine aldolase activity
Source: RefSeq, a predicted model, not a curated record
GAGCCACACCCUAAAACAUGAAGCAUAUAGUGAACAAGGAAAAGUUAGGUUUCUCUUCUUUUUCACGAAUCAUAUUCGGUGAAUUUGGACGACUCCACCCCAGUUCUCAUAUUUACAACUUGCAAGUUUCUGCAUUUAUUUUUUCUCCUUAGGCAAAUUGGGGGUUUUGGAUUCUGUAGGUUACGGUUUACGGAUUUGGUUCAAGUUACCGUGCUCUGUCGAACGCUGAAUUGGGUUAGUGUGUGUAAAGUGUUUUUGCUUUUGUCCGCGGUGAAGCAAUCUAUUUUAGCCUUUUCCCGCGUGGCAUUUGGGGUUUUUCUGCUAUUUAAGUUGAAGCUUCUGUGGGCUGUGCAUGUGGGUUGAGUGACUUUUGUCCCAUUUUCUGGCAGGGUUCAUGAAUUCUGCACUUCUGAACUAGAUAGAUAGGAAGCAGAGCAGUCAGCUCAGAGAAGAGUUCUUGUAAUUAAAUUGUAAGGUUUGUAUUCCGGCUUAAACAUCAGCAAGUUCAGGGUUAUCCAGCUUUGUUUCUUCGAUUUUGAAAGCAGAGAAGAACAUUUGUCUCAGUGAAGAUGGUAAUGAUGACGGUGGAUCUUCGAUCUGACACGGUAACCAAACCAACAGAAGCAAUGAGGACUGCAAUGGCAAAGGCUGAGGUUGAUGAUGAUGUUUUGGGUCAUGACCCAACUGCCUUCCGUUUGGAAGCAGAGAUGGCAAGAAUCAUGGGCAAGGAAGCGGCGCUAUUUGUUCCGUCAGGAACUAUGGGUAACCUUAUUAGUGUUCUUGUCCAUUGUGAAAUUAGGGGAAGCGAAGUCAUUCUUGGAGAUAAUUCCCAUAUCCAUAUUUAUGAGAAUGGGGGUAUUUCAACCAUUGGAGGUGUGCAUCCAAAGACACUGAAAAAUAAUGAAGAUGGAACCAUUGAUAUUGAUUCAAUUGAAGCAGCCAUUAGAGAUCCUAACCUGGACCUUCUUUUCCCUACUACUAGGCUUAUCUGCUUGGAAAACUCACAUGCUAACUGUGGCGGUAGAUGCCUGUCUGUGGAUUAUACAGAGAGAGUUGGAGAGUUAGCUAAGAAGCAUGGACUGAAGCUUCAUAUUGAUGGUGCUCGUAUUUUCAAUGCGGCGACUGCACUUGGAGUUCCUGUUCAUAGGCUUGUAGAAGCUGCUGAUUCAGUUUCUAUCUGUUUGUCAAAAGGUCUAGGAGCUCCUGUUGGAUCUGUAAUUGUUGGUUCGAGAAGCUUUAUUACCAGGGCCAGGGCUCUUAGGAAAACAUUAGGGGGUGGAAUGAGACAAGUUGGUGUCUUAUGUGCCGCUGCGUUGAUUGCAUUGCAAGAGAAUGUUGCUAAGCUUGAGGGUGAUCACAUGAAAGCAAAAACCUUAGCCAAUGGACUGAAUGAAAUCAAAGGACUAAUAGUAGAUAUCACUUCAGUCGAGACCAAUAUUGUAUAUGUUGAGAUAGAAGAUGGCUCAAAUAUCAUUGCUAAAAAAUUAUGCAAAAAUUUGGAGAAACAUGGCAUACUUUUCUUUGCAGAGGGGUCCAGAAUGAGAUUGGUCCUCCAUCACCAAAUUUCUGCGGGUGAUGUGCAGUACACCUUGUCUUGCAUUAAGCAAGCUGUAACUGGUGUCCAAGAGGAAAAUGGUAACUAGUGACAUAAGCUCUUUGCCCAUUUUCUUGCUCCAGCAUCUUUCUUAUGAGUUGUUCAAAUAAAACAUUAGAUCAUAUUUGCAUGCUUUGAAGUUGAUAUGUUGUAUAAUAACUGAAGGAACUCGCAAAUUUCCUUCUUUCCUGCUGUCAGUGUCUGUUCCAUUUUAGUGGCCUAAUCCAAAAGGCAAAUAAUAUUUGAAUUUCUGCAA